AUGGAUACGGCUGUUGACGAACUCAAACUUUUUGGCGUCAAAAAGCUUAUUCCAUUUAGGAUACCAACGCAGUUUAGAGAGGGUCGUUGCAGAAGUGUUUCAGAUUUUGAAAAGCUUAAUAGAAUUGGUGAGGGAACAUAUGGGAUAGUUUAUAGAGCACGUGAUUCCGUUACCGGUGAGAUUGUCGCAUUGAAAAAAGUUCGGAUGGAAAAUGAAAGAGACGGAAUUCCCAUUAGUAGUCUUCGAGAGAUAACUCUUUUAUUGAGCGUUAAGCAUCCAAACAUCGUGCAACUGAAAGAAGUUGUUGUUGGACGAAGCCUUGACAGCAUUUUCCUCUCAAUGGAAUAUUGUGAACAGGAUCUGGCGAGUUUGCUAGAUAACAUGCCAAAUGCAUUUACCGAGGCACAGGUCAAGGGAAUCAUGCUGCAGGUGUUUAAAGGCUUGCGAUUCCUUCACGAGAAUUUCAUUAUCCAUCGUGAUCUAAAGGUUUCAAACUUACUCAUGACGGAUAAAGGAAUGGUUAAGAUUGCCGACUUUGGUCUGGCAAGGCCGUCCAACUCUCAGCAUCCAAUGACACCGAAAGUUGUCACCUUGUGGUAUCGCUCGCCUGAGGUCUUGCUCGGCGAUAAAAUGCAAACCAAGGCCAUCGAUAUAUGGUCGGCUGGUUGCAUAAUGGGUGAACUUCUGCUGCACAAGCCACUGAUGCCCGGGAAGAAUGAAGUGCAUCAAUUGGAGUUGAUAAUUGACUUGCUUGGAACGCCAAACGAACGAAUCUGGCCCGUAGGUUCUUUUCUUGUCAGCUUACCAAAUUAUCUAUUGCCCCAUGUUUUGUACAACAAUCUGCGCCAAACCUUCCCGUGGCUCUCGGAUGCUGGACUGCGCCUGCUCAAUUUCCUCUUCAUGUACGAUCCGACGAAACGCGCUCGUGCUAGGGAGUGCUGCCAGAGCUCCUACUUCCGCGAGCAUCCCCUCCCCUGCGAGCCGGAAAUGAUGCCUUCGUUUCCACAGCAUCGCUUGAAGAGGAAGGCUUCGCCGGGUGAAGUCGCUGCCAGCGAGGCGGUACCGGGCAUUCCGGUCCUGGAGCCAGCUGCUGGUCUCUUUGACGCCGCCUUCGAUCGAAUUGUGAAGAGCAGGCGGAUCUAA
This is a messenger RNA of Mesocestoides corti, 1143 nucleotides long. Lineage: Eukaryota; Metazoa; Platyhelminthes; Cestoda; Cyclophyllidea; Mesocestoididae. The record is from the annotation of a GenBank genome assembly.